AUGAAAUAAACAUAGGAGUAUAAUUAAAGAAAAUAAAUUGAUAGAGAAAUAAGAUGGACUAAAAACAUAACAUGACUAAUUGAAUCCAUUGUAAUAAAUCGCUGAAAAACAAAAUUGUCAAGGCAAGCUAGCUACUAAACUCCAAAAUUCUUGUGUAACCCUUAUUCUGUCUUCUUACGUCCAAAAUUUUUGAACAAGCAAAGAAAAGAAUUCCUCCCCCACAUUAUUAUAUAUACUCCACCUCCCCCUCUAUACUUUCUCCCUUCCUUCCCUCACUCCUUUACCUCUAACAUCACCCAUCUUUUUUUUCUCUCUCUAAUUUUCUCUUUCAUUUCAUUUUUAAUUAAAUGAAGCUAUUUGGUUAUACAAUAAGUAUCAUUUAUGUGAUUUUCUUCUCUUUGUCCGUUUUAGCAUUAUCUAUUGAGUCUUUGGGAAUAAACUACGGACAAGUUGGUAACAACCUACCCCCACCGUCGACAGUUUUAUCCCUAAUGACCUCAGUGAGGCUAACAAAGGCAAGAAUCUACGACACGAACCCACAAAUCUUAACGACGUUCGCCAACUCGGGGGUGGAACUUAUUGUAACCGUGGAGAAUGAAAAGUUAGCCACCCUUAUGAGCCCCCAAGCAGCCCUUCAAUGGGUGACUACUCGUAUUAAACCCUACUAUCCGGCUACGAAUAUCACCGGUAUAUCGGUUGGUAACGAAGUUUUUACGGACGAGGACACAUCCUUAACCAACUACGUUGUACCGGCAAUGGUUAGUGUACACGGUGCCUUAGCUCAACUCGGCCUCUCAAACAUCCAAGUAUUCUCCCCUACCUCAGCUGGAGUCCUAGCAGAGUCCUACCCGCCAUCAGCCGGAUCGUUCAAACCCGAAUUAACCGGGGUCAUCACCCAAUUUUUACGGUUCUUGCACAAUACUAAGUCACCCUUUUGGGUUAAUGCAUACCCAUAUUUCGCCUACAAGGACGAUCCAACCAAGAUCCAACUCGACUAUGUUUUAUUCAACCCAAACCCCGGCAUGAUGGACCCUAACACAAAUCUCCAUUACGACAACAUGCUAUACGCUCAAGUUGAUGCAGUCAUCUUCGCCAUGUGGCGACUAGGUUAUGGUGGGCUAGACGUACGAGUCUCCGAAACCGGGUGGCCGUCUAUGGGCGACCCGAAUGAAACAGGUGCCACUGUACAGAAUGCUGCAACAUACAACAAGAAUUUGUUAAAGAGGCAAAUGGCUAAUGAAGGAACUCCAAUAAGGCCUAAAAAUAGGCUUGAAGUUUAUGUUUUUGCUUUGUUCAAUGAAGAUAUGAAGCCUGGUCCCACCUCUGAAAGACAUUAUGGGUUAUUUCAACCAGAUUGUACAAUGGCUUAUAAUGUUGGUUUAUCCUCUUUGGCUGCUCAUGAUCAUACUUCUACACCUUCUACAUCAUCCAUUUCUUUGACAUCUUCUGCCUCAUCCAAGGCAACACGCAAAGGAUAUCAAUGCUUGGUCUAUUGGAUGUUUGUAUAUUUGCUGGGUUUUCAAGCUCUAAUGAGAAGACCAACAUAACUAGUUCAUCUUUGCUAGUUUAAGGCAAUACUAUGUAAAUAUUUAUCUUGUAACAAAUUCAUUGAUCGAUCAUAUAGGCCGUGUACCCGUGUACCAUAUUAGGUCAUAAAUUUACGAAUGAAAUUAGGAUGGCGAAUUUACAACAUACAACUUAGGGGCGUCGAAACAAGAAUUUAGAUUCAGGAUAUUAACAUUUGAAGAUGGCUCAUUUGACAAGAAGGUGGUACACAAAGUAUGUGAUGAUCAAGAGAUUACAAGAUAGUAUUUUCAGGAGAUUUGCAAAUUCAUUGGCUUCAAAAAGUUGGUUCUUUUCACCAACUUUUUUCAAGCUCAAGGGAAACAGCUUCAAGUCUUCAAGAUACAACCAAAAAUUGGAAGAAUACACCCCAUGUUCUUUUAAACCAUAACAACCCGAUUAUGAUGGGUGUCUUGCUUUGGAUAUGAAACUUUCAACUUCUAAAAACAGUCAAGCACCUUUACUUACUUUAUGAUGUCUCAUUUUUUUUCCUUAUCCAUAUUUCUUCUCCCCUAAAUUCUAUUUUAUUAUUCUUGUAUGAUGUGUGAUUCACCCCACAUUGAGUCACUAGUCAAACAACCAUACUACAUAGUUGACUUUCAAGUUACAUAUAUCUAUUCAGUCGGUCUAGUAUACAACAGGUGUAUGAAUAAAAUUAUUGAUAAUUAUUGAUGGGUUUAGUCAGUUUGAUUCUUGUAUAAGUUGGGUCUUUAUUGUAAUGUUGAUUAUUGACUUUUUUAAGAUUUGGAAAGACUAGACUUGUGUAUAUAUUAAAAUUAAAGUAGGGGUUAUGUAUUUAAGAUAGAGCUUAUAUGUAAUAUCUUUGCUUUUUUUAGGGGAUGGCAAAAGUAUAAUUAUUUUGCUCCGAAUGUAAUAUAUUAUUGUAUUGUAUAAAAUUAUGUUCAAUUAAAUAUAUAUAUAAAGGCAAU
Molecule: messenger RNA, 2492 nt
Organism: Chenopodium quinoa (quinoa)
Lineage: Eukaryota; Viridiplantae; Streptophyta; Magnoliopsida; Caryophyllales; Amaranthaceae
Product: glucan endo-1,3-beta-glucosidase 11-like
Exons: 3
Coding region: 348-1547 (399 amino acids)
Biological process (GO): carbohydrate metabolic process
Cellular component (GO): plasma membrane
Molecular function (GO): hydrolase activity, hydrolyzing O-glycosyl compounds
Source: RefSeq, a predicted model, not a curated record